Lolium perenne is the source of this 1469-nucleotide messenger RNA. RefSeq names its product enoyl-[acyl-carrier-protein] reductase, mitochondrial. Lineage: Eukaryota; Viridiplantae; Streptophyta; Magnoliopsida; Poales; Poaceae. Gene Ontology annotation, cellular component: mitochondrion. Gene Ontology annotation, molecular function: oxidoreductase activity. The record is from RefSeq and is a predicted model, not a curated record. Gene Ontology annotation, biological process: fatty acid metabolic process.
CAAAAAAUUCUGUUGUUUGUGCUCUAGUCCUUUCUCUACGCUUCGAGGCAGGCAAGAUCAGGAUCGCAUCGAUCGCCUGGCCUCUCUAAUGGCAUCGCUUCAAGUCACGCAGGAGCAGGAGCGCAUCACCUCGCCUCCAAUGGCGUCGCUGCUGUGCCCACCCUACAAGGCUGUCAUGUACGACCAAUACGGCGAGCCGGACAAGGUUCUGAGGUUGGCGGAUGUUGGGCCAGUGGAGCUUGGGGCGAGGGACGUGUGCGUCAAGAUGCUGGCCGCCCCCAUCAACCCCUCCGACAUCAACAGCAUCGAGGGCGUCUACCCCAACAAGCCUACCGUUCCCGGCGCCGUCGGCGGAAUCGAGGGCGUCGGACAGGUCCAGGCCGUCGGCCCGGCUGUCACCGCCUCCCUCUCCCCUGGCGACUGGGUCAUUGCUUUCCCGCACACCGCCAUGGGAACGUGGCAAACCUACGCUGUGAAACCGCAAGAGCUGUGGCACAAGGUCCGCAACGAUGUGCCCAUGGAAUACGCCGCCACCGUCACAGUCAACCCCUUGUCAGCACUGGUGCUGCUGCAAUGCUUCACCAAACUGAAUCCUGGUGAUACCAUUGUCCAGAACGGUGCCACCAGCAUUGUUGGUCAGUGCCUUAUUCAGCUCGCUAAAGCGCAGGGAAUUCGCACCAUCAACAUCAUCAGGGACAGGCCCGGGUCCGAACAAGCCAAACACAGACUUACACAGCUUGGUGCACAUCUCGUGUUCACCGAAAGCCAGCUACGUGUAAAGAAUGUCAAGAGUUUACUGGGUACAUUACCAGAGCCAGCGUUGGGAUUUGACUGCGUUGGAGGAAACGCCGCAUCUUUGACAAUGAGGGUCUUAAGGAAAGGAGGCACCAUGGUGACGUACGGUGGGAUGUCCAAGGAACAUGUGAAUGUUUCCACUUCAUCUUUCAUUUUUAAGGAUCUAUCCUUCAAAGGGUUCUGGCUAUGGAAUUGGGUGAAUUCAGACAAGGUUGUAGAUUGCAAGAAAAUGAUAGACUACCUCUUGGACCUGGUGAAGGAAGGCAAGCUAACAUAUCAGACGGAGUUGACUCCCUUCCGUGAUUUCGGAUUGGCACUCGAUAAGGCACAAGGUAAACUGGGAGCCCAACCAAAGCAGGUUGUCAGUUUUUGGGACAAGGCUAAGUUGUAAUACAUUAAAUAUUCUGCAUGUGCGAAAGGAACGAAUUAUAGGUUUAAUUCCACCGAGAAGUAGCAUGUUGGUAUAGUAUAAUAGAAGUCUAUGUUUAUUUCAUACUAGAUGCUGUGUGAAAACUUGUUUGUAUAAUGUAAUGGAAGGGCACACUUUUUCUUCAAAAGGGGGAGUAUGAACUCAGCCUCUGUAUUAGUCGAUGUGAACAACCAUCUAUUGCAAAGUUCAUUGUAUCAGCUCAUAUUGAAUGAUCACAUAGGAUCAGCAAAUACAUGAAUGAACC